Molecule: messenger RNA, 1051 nt
Organism: Chaetomium fimeti
Lineage: Eukaryota; Fungi; Ascomycota; Sordariomycetes; Sordariales; Chaetomiaceae
Product: protein-tyrosine phosphatase-like protein
Exons: 2
Coding region: 299-910 (203 amino acids)
Biological process (GO): protein dephosphorylation; negative regulation of MAPK cascade
Molecular function (GO): MAP kinase tyrosine/serine/threonine phosphatase activity; MAP kinase tyrosine phosphatase activity; protein tyrosine/threonine phosphatase activity
Source: RefSeq, a predicted model, not a curated record
UGGCUUUUCCUCUCGUAGAAGGAACGGCAGUCCCCAAGAGCGUUGUCGGCUACUAAAUACUUCCAGACGUUUUCUACAUCGGCAUUCCCCCCCACCCCGUAAACACCAGAGAAGUUCAACUCCUAUAACUUAAUACAGAUUAAAUGUAGAACUUGCUGUUCUGGCGCCAUUUUCCGGUGUCUUGAUAGUGCAGGGCGCUUGGUCACAGCCAAGUACUGAGUCGGUACCUAAGCGCCCCCAACUUCGAUAAGAACGGUGCAGCCUAGCAUCUUCUCUAACGCCCCUACCCCGCAACACCAUGCCGACCACACAGCCGACCACACAUCCAGCACAGGAGGAUGACCACGAAGCACGAUUCACAUCAUGCUCCCGAAUUAUCCCCAACCUUUUCCUCGGUAACGUGGUCGCGUCAUACCACAUCCCCACACUCCAGGAGCAUGACAUCUCGGCCGUGGUGUCCGUCAUCGAGGACAACAAUCCCCGGUGGGAGCUGCAGGAAUACCGCGCGUUGAUCCCAGCCGAGAACCACCUCAUCGUCCCCGCUGGCGACACAGACACUCAGGAUUUGCUUGUUCACUUGCAGCAGAUAUGCGACUUCAUCGAUGCCCAACACGAAGUGGGCAGACGAGUGUUGGUGCACUGUAUCGCGGGGGUGUCGCGGUCGCCGACGGUAGUGGUGGCGUAUCUGGUGAGGAAGUGGCGAAAGGGGCUGGACAAGACGCUCAAGUACGUCAAGGGGAAAAGGAAGGAGGUGCGGCCGAGUCCGAAUUUUAUGGAGCAGUUGAGGGUGUGGGAGGAAGUUGCGUAUGAGAUGUGGGAGGAUAGCGACGCAAAGACGGCCAAAGAUCCGUAUCAGGCCUAUCUCGAACGGAGAAAGGAAAGGUUAAGGAAGAGGCUAUGUGUGAGCUAGGAGAGUGGGUUGAACUUGAAGGAGAUGAGGUUGCGGCUCGGGACUAUGAACGGCAAUGGCAAUUGUGAGUGCCCAGAUUCGUCUCAUACAAGUGACCAGACCACCAUACGAGCUUCAAAAUGAUGCGUUAGUAUUGACUCC